This is a messenger RNA of Scutellospora calospora, 300 nucleotides long. NCBI's taxonomy places the organism in Eukaryota, Fungi, Glomeromycota, Glomeromycetes, Diversisporales, Gigasporaceae. The record is from the annotation of a GenBank genome assembly.
AUGAAUGAAACUCCAGUUUCAUUCGAUCUUCCUAGUUUAACAACUAUAGAAAUAACUGAAUCAAAAACUAUCAGUAUUCGAACUUGUAGACAUGAAAAAUCUAAUUUUACUAAUCGAUGUGCUUUUUUGUCUAGCAAUGCACAAUCUUUAUUAGUGCUUGAUUCCUUUAGAGGUCAUUUAGUAGAUCCUGUUAAAAAUCGACUUAAUGAAAAAAACACUAACAUGGCAGUUAUAUCUGGUGAACUCACUUCCAAGUUACAACUAUUGGAUGUAUCAAUUAACAAAUCAUUUAAAUCCAAG